Messenger RNA from Linum trigynum, 1096 nucleotides. The record is from the annotation of a GenBank genome assembly. NCBI's taxonomy places the organism in Eukaryota, Viridiplantae, Streptophyta, Magnoliopsida, Malpighiales, Linaceae.
CGCUAGUCUCCACUCCUUCGUUUCCUCCGAUUUCCUUCUUCCCCAUUGCCGUCUUCUUUCGAGAAUUUUCAGAUGUUGUUGUUGCAGAACCACCAUUACUCCCCAACUCUUCUCUCUCCGCAAUUCUUCCUUUCGCCCCGCUAUCGCCAUUGCCAUCGGAGAGCUUCUUCUUCUUUUCCCUGCGGCUGUGUCGGAAAACCCACGGCGGCGGCCCUUUUCUCCUCCCUAUCGGCAGUCCCGCUGUCUUUAUUGGAGCCAUGGCUGGCGGAUAUCUCGGAACCCACCACAAUUACAGUACCCGUACCCGUGCCGGAAGACGGCGGUGGCCCAAUUGAGCUACCUUUCCCUUCUGCGCCGUCCAUCUUCGCCACCACCGAUGACCCUUCGCCGCUGCAGAUAGCAACUAGCGUGCUGCUCACCGGAGCUGUCUUCAUAUUCCUUGUUCGCUCCAUCCGCCGCCGUGUUAAGCGUGCCAAGGAACUGAGGUUCAGAUCAUCAGGAGCUACUAAGAAGUCGCUUAAAGAUGAGGCAUUGGAAAGCUUGAAGGCCAUUGGAGCUGCGGGCCCUGUUGAAGAAGGUAAGAAGCCUACUUCACCAGUGCAGGCACUUCUAGGUGGCAUAUCUGCAGGUGUGAUUGCUUUGAUUCUCUACAAGUUCACUACAACCAUUGAGGCAUCUCUGAACCGGCAGACCAUAUCAGACAACUUCUCGGUUCGCCAAAUAACGAUUACUAUCCGGACCAUCAUCAAUGGGUUGUGCUACCUUGCCACGUUCGUUUUCGGCCUCAACUCUGUCGGUUUAGUCCUCUACUCUGCCCAGCUCACGAUGAACUCUUUCAUGGAAGGGGAAGAAGCUCAAGCUGGUGAAGGAGAAGAGCUCUCAGAUACACUCAACUCAACUUCUGAUAGUGAUCAGAGUAGUCAGAUUGAUGAAAACCCGGAAGAUGGUGAAUAGUGUAAGUAAGUUAUGAGACCAGAAUGAUGUCUUGGAAUGACUUUCUCAUUCAAAUUCUCCAACAAAAUGACUCCAGAAACUAGAAAGCACACAGCUUUGAGAUUUUUAUUCCAGAUUGCAAGGAUAAAACCAUGUUCAAUUC